AUUUAAAUAUGAUAAACUCAUGUGUGUGCAUAUUUACUUUUUAUUUACUUAUGGGAUACUCACCAAUAUUUAUUUGAUACGAACCAUAACCUUCACUAAGUUUUCUUUCUCUAGCCUCCCUCAUCUUUCUCUCUCUGUCGGCGAUGCAGAGGAUAUCGUUAGACUCAUCAGCUUCGAAGCUCCAUAGCUAUGGAGGACGAAAGGACGAUACCUACGAUAUUGAUGACUUGAAACCAGCUUCCUCUUCUCCUUCUUCGUCGUCAUCCGCAGUAGAUUACGACGAUCACGAGCUCAAAGACUUUAAGCCGCGACGGUUAUCAUCGUUGCAAUCUCCUUUUGUUACGACGAAUCAGAAACAAGAGAAGCUUGUUCACUUCAUUCCGAUUCUCACUCUCAUCUGCUUUAUCAUCCUUUACCUCACUUCUUACGCUCCGUCUCAAUCAGAUUUGGCUCAGUUUAAUGGAUUCAUGCGUCCUUCGAAACAUCUAGAAUCAUCCGACGAAAAUGGCGACGAAAUUUCUGGAUUUAUCAGAGCCGAUACUCUAUCCAUCCGUAGUAGUGUACGAAACCUACAAGAGACGGAAAGCUUCACGACGAAAUCACUUCCCCGUCGCCGGACUUCUCACCGGAAAACCGCCGACUUCUAGCAAUCGCAAUCUUAAUUUUUAUUCGUCGCAUCGCAUGUCGAUUUGUUUACUUCCAAUUAAAAUAUUGCGAGUCGCGUUUCUGUUAUAACUGAUCGAAAGGCAGAUAAAAUCGAAUAAAACCUCGCCGCCGAUGAAAUUAUAACUGUCAUGCUAGAGUACGCUGACAGAGGCGUAGGUUAACAGUAGAGUGAAGUAGGAGUAGGUUAGAGUGCGCCUUUAAGAGUAGUUAUGCAAUCCAGCUGGAAUUUUUGGACCGUUACAGUGCCUCGUGCUUCGGAUUAAUAUUCCAGCUGGAAAGAAUCGUCGUUGUUGUUCCUCUAGGCAUUUACUUGGAUUCAGUGAAAUCAGAAAAUUAUUACUACUAUGAGGAGUUAAAGUGACCAAUCUCCUCUAUUCAAUAAUCGUUUUUAAAUAUUCCUCUAUUUAUGAAUCAAAUUCGAUAAUCAGCCACAUGUAUUAUUUUUAUUGAAUUUGAAACUUUUAAUCAAUUAAUUAAUUGGUACCAAACCAUACUUGUUAAACCGGAA
This is a messenger RNA of Arabidopsis thaliana (thale cress), 1174 nucleotides long. Its product is annotated as ribosome maturation factor. Lineage: Eukaryota; Viridiplantae; Streptophyta; Magnoliopsida; Brassicales; Brassicaceae. The transcript has 3 exons. Bases 144 to 647 code for a protein of 167 amino acids. The record is from RefSeq and is marked reviewed.